UGGUAAGUUACUGGAUAAUUUGUAAACAAACACAACUAGAUACCGAAUUCAGCCCCAGCUGGUGAAAAGGAUGUUCACAGUUGAUAAAAUUACCGAGUACCAACUAACACUUUUCCAAAACUUCCGAAAUGGGUGUGAGACCCUCACUAUUUCUACAUACUGUGGCGCAGAAAAUGCAACGCUGUUUUAUUUAUUGGGUUGUCAUAAACAGCUGACUGCAAGCAGUGUCCCACAAACAAAAAUGAAUAAACGUUUUACAAUCAAGUGAUCGUAAAUUAAAUUGUAACCCGACUGAUUAAAUUAUUUGUUCUAAAAGAAUUAACUAAAAUGGAGGAUGACGAUGCUGGUGUGCACCGACUGGAAGGUUCCUCUGGCAACGUUCGUGGCGGAUUGAUUAUUAAGAAACAAAAAGAGGAAGGCAGCGAUAGCAAAUUCAUACUACCAAAGCCGUCUAUACUGGGUUUGGAUCGUUUAGCUGCUCAGCGACGUAGAGAACGUGAGGAGGCACAACGUUUAAUAUCCUUCAAAGAUAAUGAGAACGAUGAAGAUGAUGAACGUAAGGGUGGUGUUUCCGCUACAUCUAUUGGCGAUGAAUUUGCUUUCAAAAAGCCCGAUACCAGUAGCGUUCACAAAAUGAAUAGGCAACUGCGGGAACCUAAAGUAGAAACACCAUCACAUACGGGGGGUGUGUCAGAAGAGGCUCGGGAGCGUUUGCGUGAGCAUGUUAAGCGGGAUCGAGAGCGCACUACUAAAGGAGGCAUGCGCUAUUCCACUCGUGAGUACAGUAAAAAUGAUUCUAGAGAUCGUUCAUCUUCAAGCUCAUCUAGUCGUGAUCGCGAUCGAGAUCGAGAACGCCGACGCGAUAGAGACCGGUAUGCAUACAUACGUGAUAGGGAAAGAGAUAGGGAUCGUGAUAGGGACAGAAAUAGAGACAGAGAUCGCCAUGAUCGCAGUAAAAAUGAUUCUGAAAGAACUAAUCGUGGUGAUGCAACAUCCGUUCGUAGCGGCGAGCGCACACCAAGAUUUAAGGAUGAGCCUCAAACACCGAUGAACAUAUCUGUGAGUGGCAGUGCAUGGGAUGAUGAUGACACCGACCGACCUUCACAAUCAAAGAAAUCAUCCUGGGACUUUCCUACACCUAAAUCAUAUGCUAGUUCAGAUCGCCCCGAUUCGUCGACAAGAAGCAGCAAUACUAGCGGUAUUGGUACAAGUAGUUCACGUAGUCGUUCUCGUCACGAACGUGAAGAUGAUACACCGAGACCAACACCUGCCCAUAACUAUAAUGCAUGGGCCAAUGACCGCAAACGAUCUGGUGCGACACCCGCAACUGGACGAAGCAAUCGCCAACCGUGGGGUGAAAGUGAAGAGGACCGUGAUCUAUGGGAAGAAGAGCAGCGCCGACUAGAUCGUGAAUGGUAUAAUAUUGAUGAAGGAUAUGAUGACGAAAAUAAUCCUUUCACAGGGGCCAAUGCGGAAUAUUUCAAAAAACGAGAAGAAAUAAUUGAACAAAAGCGGACCAAACGUAUUAGUGCACAACAACGGCAAAUUAACAAAGAUAACGAAUUAUGGGAGCGUAAUCGUAUGCUUACUUCCGGCGUUGUUAUGUCCAUCAACGUAAAUGAAGAUUUCGAUGAGGAAGCAUUGGAGCGCGUUCAUCUGUUGGUGCACCACAUUAUACCACCAUUCCUCGACGGGCGAAUCGUGUUCACUAAACAACCCGAACCGGUUAUACCCGUUAAAGAUCCCACCUCAGAUAUGGCAUUGAUUGCGCGCAAAGGCAGCGCUCUGGUACGUGUGUAUCGCGAGCAAAAAGAACGUCGAAAAGCGCAAAAGAAGCAUUGGGAAUUGAGUGGUACCAAAUUGGGUAAUAUCAUGGGUAUUGAAAAGAAGAUUGACGAAGAAGAUGCCAAAUUCGACAAGGAUACCGAUACAGCAGAUUAUCGAAAAGACCAGAAAUUCGCUGAACAUAUGCGCGAUCAAGAUUCUGGUGGGAUGAGUGAUUUUGCACGCAAAAAGACCAUUUUAGAGCAGCGUAGAUUUUUGCCUGUAUUCGCUGUGCGCCAAGAGCUGUUGAAUGUAAUCAGAGAGAACUCUGUAGUGAUUAUUGUUGGAGAAACAGGCAGCGGCAAAACAACGCAGUUGACUCAAUAUUUACAUGAAGAUGGUUACAGCAAUUUUGGCAUGAUAGGUUGUACACAGCCUCGUCGUGUCGCAGCCAUGUCUGUGGCGAAGCGUGUUUCCGAUGAAAUGGGUACUAAGUUGGGUGACGAAGUCGGUUAUGCUAUACGAUUCGAAGAUUGCACUUCCGAAAAGACUGUAAUCAAAUACAUGACUGAUGGUAUUUUAUUGCGUGAAAGUUUACGGGAUCCCGAUUUAGAUGGCUAUUCGGCCAUUAUAAUGGAUGAAGCGCAUGAACGUUCAUUAUCUACUGAUGUGCUUUUCGGAUUAUUACGUGAGGUGAGUGUUUUAUACAUUUUCACUUGCCUAUAGUGUAGUGUGAUUAGGCCCUUCAACAUUUGAUGUCAAUUUAUUUACAGUAAUUAAGUUUUAUAUUCGAGCCAUUAUUAGACAAUAAUCUCUAAUACUGAGAUAUUUCUUUGCCUACCGCCUCUUAUGUGCGUAUUUUUUAUGGCAUUAAGCCUUAGGUGUUUAUUGCCUUUAACAGGUCAAUUCUGCGCUUAAAAAAAAUGUUUUAACCGGUAAAUAAAAUUGACACGGGAACAUUUUGCACGUUUAACAAUACAAAUAUUUAAUUAAAAA
This is a messenger RNA of Rhagoletis pomonella (apple maggot), 2760 nucleotides long. RefSeq names its product pre-mRNA-splicing factor ATP-dependent RNA helicase PRP16-like. Gene Ontology annotation, cellular component: intracellular anatomical structure; spliceosomal complex. Gene Ontology annotation, biological process: mRNA splicing, via spliceosome. The record is from RefSeq and is a predicted model, not a curated record. Bases 328 to 2490 code for a protein of 720 amino acids. The transcript is spliced from 3 exons. Lineage: Eukaryota; Metazoa; Arthropoda; Insecta; Diptera; Tephritidae. Gene Ontology annotation, molecular function: RNA binding.